Molecule: messenger RNA, 1947 nt
Organism: Lachancea mirantina
Lineage: Eukaryota; Fungi; Ascomycota; Saccharomycetes; Saccharomycetales; Saccharomycetaceae
Source: the annotation of a GenBank genome assembly
AUGCCUUCAAUUUCGCAACCCUUCAGGGUGACACAGCUACCCAAAAUAUCAUCAUUGAAUAAUUAUGCGAUUCAGAUGGAAUAUUUGCAGGUAGCAGAACCUCUGAGUUUGUUCGAAAACAAAAUCAAUAUCGGUAUAUCCGCCCAAUCAAUAGCACAAUACAUUGUCAAUCCGACGCCGAAACUAAUUUACAAUUUACCAAUUCCGUCAACGCACAUUGUUACGGCUUGCAGUGUCGCAGAAAUUACGUCAGAAGAAAACGACGUUGAGCUACAGGAGCUAUGGUGCUAUGGGCUCGCUGCGAGUAAAAACUUCAGUUUGAAUGCCAUCUCAAAGCCAUCUAUUUCGUCUGCAACAGAAACCCAAGACCAUGAAGAGCAUGUUGCAAAUCAAAUUCAAUUACCGGCGAAGGCGAUUAGCAUACAGGUGAGAGCGGGCGCCAGAAACAAAAUUACAGCGGUUCUCGAAAAUGGUCUUAUUCAAACCUAUGAUCAUAAACUGAGACUUUUAAAAGUCAAUGAUUUAAGUUUUGAAGGGGUCGGUUUGGUAGAGCAUUUCACUAGUGGUCCAAAUCAGGACUUCAUGAUAGUCGUUGGGGACCUGGGUGACAAUAAGGCCUGUUUCAAGCUUUUCGAGCUAGCCGAAGAUCCGAUUGCCAGCGUCGAAUUAAACUCUAUUGUAUUAGAAGACGUGCCAAUUGCGACCAGCAAAUUUUUCUACCAGUUUGGGAAACUUUACAGACUGUGUAAUUCGAAAGUCUCCAUCUAUUCACUACCAAACUUCCAGCUGCAAGCCACAACAACGCUUCCUUUUAUUUCCGAUGGUGAGGUAAUUUCUUUCAAGGGCAUUUCGAUCAAUAGGGCUCUAGUCACAGUGGACAACAAGAUUUAUCUCGUAGAUUUGCUUCAUAAUGCAUUGCUCAGCGAAAGAGCACUUCCAAACUUCAAAACUUUUCAAAUUUUAUCGACUGCCAUAAUUCCAGGGACAUCAAAGGAUACCAACAAAACCUUAGCAAUUGGAGUGUCCACGAAGCAGGGCCCAAACCCAGGGAGCGCUCUGGACUUGUUAAAUAUCGACUGUGGGACCGGUACCCUAAAGGAUUCUCUAGGGAAGAGCUUUCUCAAAAACGAGAACUCGAGUGCCGUGACGAAGCCACUGGUGGAUAGAUUGGCGUCUGAAAUCAAAAUCUACGCGUACCACGAUAUUUUCGCUCGUCUUCAAAAGGCAAAAAACCUCGAAGCUUUUGAUAAGAUAUUUUUUGAAUCUUUGAGCAUAACAUCAGAUUUCUAUACCGAGCGUGACCGAUUUUUGAUGGAUUCCUCCUUUUUAGGUGACACUGUCGGUGCUAUUUUUAAGAAGUUUGACUCACAUUAUCCGCGAGCCCUCACUUAUCUUUUAACGCAUCCUUUGUUUCCGAAAUCACAUACCGAGAACCUUUUAGCCAAUUUGAGAGACUCGCCCCGCUUAUUCAAGCAAGCUGUUGUUACAUGCCCAAACCUACCUUUGGCAGACUUGCUACAGGAACUUUUCACUGUCCUAAAUGAUGAGCUCAGCAUGGAUAUUUCUCUUCGGAUUCUUCAAGACUUUAAUCAAGAUGCGAUUAAAACAGAGAUUAAGAAGUUGAGCAAGGUUGACCUUCACAGUUUUAUCACUUUUGUUACUGGUGAAGCCUUGGAUGAAGAGAAGAGCAAAAACAAAUCGAGACUAUUUCAAUUGCUCUCUUUGGUUUUGGAUGCUGUAGGACUUUUUGCACUUGAAACCGAGACCCUAGAAAAGCUAUCGCUGUAUGUGUCUGAGCAUGUGGAUACCGUUGCGAGAAACAUCGAGUUAUUAGAACUACUCGAUGACAAGAAGAUAAACAAUGCAUUUUCGCCCCUCCUAUCUGAGGGCGUCACGGACAAAGAGCAACCAUAUGCUGCAUAUAGCGUUGAUUAUAUAGAGCUCUAA